GAUCAUCAAUACGCUGUUCAGCUUGGAUACUCGAAGACGGCAUAUGCCAGACUGCCGGACGCAUCAUAACGGCAGGUGUACAAGACAAUACAAGCACAUUAAGUCGCUUUGAGCGUACCACUAAGAGGCAUAGGUUUAGAUUGGCAUCCUACACAAGGAACAAUUAUCCGCCACAACGGCAUUACUCUCCUGAGAUCUUCGGCAGUCUACGUGCAUGCGAUGAUCUCUGAAACGAUAUAUAACCCUCCUAUUUAGUCAUAUCAAGGUCUCGAUACUUUACGAGUAGCCUUCGUUGCUUCUGACAGAAUGCACUUCCCAUCUGAUCCAUGGCUGACGGCUACAGUCGGAAUACUUUCAGCUACUCAAUCAUCGGCCGAAUGCACGCGCGAAGGUCUUCUUGCAGCCGCAGACUCCUAUCUAGCGGCUCAGGUUGCGGGCUCUCCUAACAGUCUCAACCUUGCGCCCACGAACUUCACAUAUCUGCAAAACAACAAGGCUUCCGACAUUGCGACUGGCCUUCUUUCAACACCCUUCGCCAUCGACCUCAAUCGCUCCUCCACCGAUACCGAAGCAUGCGCCAGCUACACGAUGUGGAUCAGUGCGUCCGGGAGCAAACCCCAUGUAGUUAGCACACAGAUCCGCCAUCUGGAUAACGACACGUCGACCAUCAGCUCCAUCGAUACUGUAGCGGCUACAACCGGCGACCUGUUUUUCGACGCGAAGAAGACUCUUUCCUACAUCCGCGCCGAAUCGUGGUCUACACUUCCAGCCGCCUCGCGACCCUCACGUUCCCUCCUCAAAUCUGUCGGUGACGCCUACCUCGACAUGUGGACGAAUGCUACUGCCGCCGAUACUAUCCCCUGGGGCACGCAAUGUGAAAGGGUGGAGGGAAGCAUGUACACAAUCCCUUGUGGAGCGAGUCUUCCGCACGGAGGGAGUCAGAAGGCGAAUGGUAUGAGACGAUACGUCAUCGAUGAGAGUGUAGGUAGUGUGCAGGUCAGUUGCCAGUUUGAUAGCUUGGGAGCUUGGCCGGACAGCCACGAGAUAAGGGUCCAAGAGGGGAAGGUGAGGUAUGUUCAUACUGUUACUGUACUGAGGGGUGUCGGUGCUUGAGGUAGGCUAUGGCCUUUGCAUCGUAGUCAUUACA
Messenger RNA from Alternaria rosae, 1147 nucleotides. RefSeq lists its product as uncharacterized. The transcript has a single exon. Lineage: Eukaryota; Fungi; Ascomycota; Dothideomycetes; Pleosporales; Pleosporaceae. Bases 307 to 1113 code for a protein of 268 amino acids. The record is from RefSeq and is a predicted model, not a curated record.